GGCACCGCCCCCACCCCGCCCCCGAAGCUAACCGGCGGGCGGGCUCGAGUGGAAAAGGCACAGGACUGCAGGCUCCUACUCCUUCUCCUGCUGCCAUGGGGCCCUCCACUCCUCUCCUCAUCUUGUUCCUUUUGUCGUGGCUGCGACCCCUUCAGGGACAGCAGCACCACCUUGUGGAGUACAUGGAACGCCGGCUGGCUGCCUUAGAGGAACGGCUGGCCCAGUGCCAGGACCAGAGCAGCCGGCAUGCCACCGAGCUGAGGGACUUCAAGAACAAGAUGCUGCCGCUGCUGGAAGUGGCCGAGAAGGAGCGGGAGGCGCUCAGGACUGAGGCCGACACCAUCUUGGGGAGAGUAGACCGUCUAGAGCGGGAGGUGGACUAUCUGGAGACCCAGAACCCAGCACUACCCUGCGUGGAGGUUGAUGAGAAAGUGACGGGAGGCCCUGGGAUCAAAGGCAAGGGCAGAAGAAACGAAAAGUACGAUAUGCUGACAGACUGUGGCUACACAAUCUCUCAGGUGAGGUCAGUAAAGAUCCUGAAGCGGUUCGGUGGCCCAGCAGGUCUCUGGACCAAGGAUCCAAUGGGGCCAGCAGAGAAGAUCUACGUGUUAGAUGGGACACAGAAUGACACAGCCUUCGUCUUCCCGAGGCUGCGGGACUUCACCCUCGCCAUGGCUGCCCGGAAGGCUUCGCGGGUCCGGGUGCCCUUCCCCUGGGUCGGCACGGGGCAGCUGGUCUACGGCGGCUUUCUUUACUAUGCCCGGAGGCCUCCCGGAGGGCCCGGAGGCGGGGGCGACUUGGAGAACACUCUGCAGCUGAUCAAGUUCCACCUGGCAAACCGCACGGUGGUGGACAGCUCCGUAUUCCCUGCCGAGGGUUUGAUCCCCCCGUACGGGCUGACGGCGGACACGUACAUUGACCUGGCAGCCGACGAGGAGGGCCUCUGGGCUGUCUAUGCCACUCAGGAAGAUGACAGGCACUUGUGCCUGGCCAAGCUAGACCCACAGACCCUGGACACAGAGCAGCAGUGGGACACCCCGUGCCCCAGGGAGAACGCCGAGGCUGCCUUUGUCAUCUGUGGGACCCUAUACGUGGUCUACAACACACGCCCCGCCAGUCGGGCCCGCAUCCAGUGCUCCUUUGACGCCAGCGGCACGCUGACCCCUGAGAGGGCGGCGCUCCCUUACUUCCCCCGCCGAUACGGGGCCCACGCCAGUCUCCGCUAUAACCCUCGAGAGCGCCAGCUCUACGCCUGGGAUGAUGGCUACCAGAUUGUCUAUAAGCUGGAGAUGAGAAAGAAAGAGGAAGAAGUCUGAGGAUCUCGCUCUGGGGUUCGAACCUCUCUCACCUCUGAACAUUUAUAUCCCCACAACAUUCUCUGCUUCUCAUUCUCCAGAUGUGGGCAAGCUGGGGUUCAGAGCCCAUAUGUGCAGCCAAUGGAAGCCAGAUUCUCGCAGCCCCUUCGUUUCCGGUGGGACUUUAGAGCUUGAGAACUCCUUUUAGAGCUAAAAGAGAGAAGACCCCAAGUGCUCACUCCUCUCCUGCCUUAUGUCCGUGGAUUUCAGGCCCAAGGCCGCAAAGACCCAGAGCUCUGACUUUUGUACCAGGGGCCACCCCAGCAAAUGAGCAAAAAAGUGUGAGUCUGGGAGGGCGGGGGCGGGGAGAGGGGGGAGGUGGUUCGGGGUAGAGUUCUAGGAAGAGGCUUUUCCGACUCGGCCCUGCCUCCCUUCUCUCUGUAGAGCCCUGGAGAAUGGGACUUUGUCUACGUCGUGUGUAUUGCAACCUUUUGCAUUAAAAAGAAACUCCACUGCUC
Molecule: messenger RNA, 1813 nt
Organism: Hyaena hyaena (striped hyena)
Lineage: Eukaryota; Metazoa; Chordata; Mammalia; Carnivora; Hyaenidae
Gene: OLFML3
Product: olfactomedin like 3
Exons: 3
Coding region: 96-1316 (406 amino acids)
Biological process (GO): signal transduction
Source: RefSeq, a predicted model, not a curated record